UUGCUUCCCCUGGUCCCUCCUGGGGGCUUUGCUGGGCCCAUGGGGGACACCGUCAGAGGGAGCAUGGGGAGACUGCCCCAUCGCAUUACUCCCCUCAUGGUGUGGUGCUUCCUCACCUUCCAGGCAGCUGCCUGCCUGCAGGAGCAGCCCCGCAGCCAUGCCGAGGAGCGUCUCUUCAAGCACCUCUUCACCGGCUACAACCGCUGGUCGCGGCCGGUGCCCAACACCUCUGAUGUGGUCAUUGUCAAGUUCGGGCUCUCCAUCGCGCAGCUCAUCGACGUGGAUGAGAAGAACCAAAUGAUGACCACAAAUGUCUGGCUGAAGCAGGAGUGGAGUGACUACAAACUGCGCUGGGACCCGGCAGAAUUUGACAAUGUCACCUCCAUCCGAGUGCCCUCUGAGAUGAUUUGGAUCCCUGACAUCGUGCUCUACAACAA
Molecule: messenger RNA, 437 nt
Organism: Pezoporus occidentalis (night parrot)
Lineage: Eukaryota; Metazoa; Chordata; Aves; Psittaciformes; Psittacidae
Product: neuronal acetylcholine receptor subunit alpha-2-like
Exons: 4
Biological process (GO): nervous system process; signal transduction; monoatomic ion transmembrane transport
Cellular component (GO): neuron projection; plasma membrane; postsynaptic membrane
Molecular function (GO): acetylcholine-gated monoatomic cation-selective channel activity; acetylcholine receptor activity
Source: RefSeq, a predicted model, not a curated record